Messenger RNA from Fusarium oxysporum Fo47, 426 nucleotides. RefSeq lists its product as uncharacterized. The record is from RefSeq and is a predicted model, not a curated record. The transcript is spliced from 2 exons. The coding region runs from base 1 to 426 and encodes 141 amino acids. NCBI's taxonomy places the organism in Eukaryota, Fungi, Ascomycota, Sordariomycetes, Hypocreales, Nectriaceae.
AUGACCAUCAAUAAACCGUGCUCGGACUUGGAUUCUCGAGACUUAUUUACAAACUUGGAAGAAAGUGUUGCUACACUCUAUGGUCAAUUGAUGGUCGUGGGCAAGCAUGGGCGACCUAACAUGCUACAGGAAACUGCCAGAGAGUUCCUUAUAUCUGGCAGGACAUAUUUCGAAUUCUUGAUCUAUAAAACCAUGAGUUAUGGAGGUUUGUCUCACUUAUCUCGUACAGGGAGAAACAAAGCCUCCAAGGAAUUGGCGACGCUGUUCUUCGGCAAACGUAUAAGACUUCGCCGUCUGAGCAUACACAGCAUACUCGUAUCACCUCUCGAGAUCCAACCUCUUGGACGGAACGGCUUUUUAGCUUCAUGUCUAGUGUCUGAGAUCCGAAGCACUCACUUGGGUCAAAACUAUUUAUGUCCCACUUAA